Molecule: messenger RNA, 708 nt
Organism: Hermetia illucens (black soldier fly)
Lineage: Eukaryota; Metazoa; Arthropoda; Insecta; Diptera; Stratiomyidae
Gene: mRpS18B
Product: 28S ribosomal protein S18b, mitochondrial
Exons: 2
Coding region: 73-684 (203 amino acids)
Biological process (GO): mitochondrial translation
Cellular component (GO): ribosome; mitochondrion
Molecular function (GO): structural constituent of ribosome
Source: RefSeq, a predicted model, not a curated record
CUGUUACUCGGUCUGCAAAGUCGUAGGUCUCCCGUCAACCUGUGACAUUUCACAUAACCUCAUUCCCGCACCAUGUCCGUCAUAAACUUCGCUUUCUUGGCCAGGCCGAAUAUAUUUCGCAAUUUUCUGAAAGGAAAUACCUCAAGAAUUUUUUCCUUAAAUACAACAAAUUAUUCAACAGAAGAACCUCCUGAGGUACAAGAGGCACCGGAAACCGUGACACGUGAGCCGUCGGAAAAGGAAAAGGCUCGCGACCGAACCAAAGUUAUUCCUGUCGAAACGAGCAUCCGCUAUCUGAAAAGUGCUGCCUACAAGGAAACCUAUGGAGAGUAUCUAGUAUGGGAGCAAUACAGACGUAACCACAAGGGAAUGUUCCCACCUCGAAAGACCCGCAAAACUUGCAUACGAAAGGGAAUGCUGUCGACAGGAAAUCCCUGCCCAGUGUGCCGUGACGAGUACCUCGUUUUGGACUAUAGGAACGUUGAUUUGCUAAAGCAAUUCAUCUCACCGCAAAGCGGCGAAGUCAUUAGUUAUUCGAAGACAGGCGUGUGCCAGAAGAGGCACCAGGAACUCCUUAUUUCUGUUGAACGAGCACGUGAUUUUGGUUACCUGACCUUCGACGUUCCUUUCAGGGAGUACGACUACUCCGAGUACUACAACGAGAAAAACGAGUCGAAGAAAUAAAUCCAAACAGUAGUUUUUAGACAA